UCAGAACUCACAAAAUCACAGCCACAUCCACGGUUCAUUCGGAGCGAAAGCUUCCGUUCGACGCAUCCACCACCGUCGACGAGCUCGCCGACCUGCAAAUGAAACAGCUUCGCAAUCAGCGUUUAGCUCUUGAGGAAUGGGACCGUGUAUCAAUGGACAUGUAUCCUCUCUCUUUCUUGCCUUUGUAAUCUCUCUAGCCACUACCACAUUGGAGAGGACGAUGUAGGGCACAUUCUUCGCUGCUGCGUUACGGACAUGUCCAACAAACCGAUUUUUAGUUUCGACUCGCUCCCCGUCGCAGAGCCGCCCGGCUACGCGCCGCCACGCCAGUGGAUCUCCCGCCCGCUUCUUCCCGACGUGAUGGGAACCGCGGUUACCAUAACAUCCUAUAACAUGCUUGCGGACGUGUAUUGCCAGCCCGAUUUAUACACGAAUUGUCCGCUCUGGGCGUUGGAAUGGGGCUAUCGCAGAGAUCGACUCAUGCAUCAACUCAGCUCCCGAAAUAGCGACUUUUUCUGUCUGCAAGAGGUCGAAAAGAGCGAAUACGAGAAUUUCUGGAAAGUGGAAAUGGAGAAACGGGGGUAUGCCGGCGAAUACACGGUGAAAACGCGGUAUUUCAUGGGAUCGGACGACCACGUCGACGGCUGUGCGACGUUCUACAACACCAAAAAGUCCCGAUUUCUGGAAUUCCUGAAAUGCAGGUUUGUUUUGCUCUCCGCGUCGCACCUGCAUUUCAACGACUCGCUCGUGUCGCAGCUCCAAGAGAAGUUCCUCACCCAGGUUCCCCGCGGUUCUGUCCGGCUGAAGCGCGGGACGGUGGCGCAAAUCCUCCUGUUUUCGUCGAUUCCAUCGAAUUCGGCGAUGCCGAACGAGCCGCAGACGCAGUUUUACCUCGCCAACUGCCAUUUGUUCUGGGACCCGCGGUUCCCCGACGUGAAACUGCAGCAGUCGCUGGAGCUGAUGAGGCAGCUGGAGAAGGAGGAGUUUAAGAUGGAGCUUCCCGCGGUUAUUUGCGGGGAUUUUAACUCGGAACCGACGUCUGCGGUGUAUGAGUUUAUGUCGAUGGGGCGCGUGCGAGGCGAUCAUCCGGAUCUGCAGAACGAUCCGGAGAAUAUUAUAAGGAGCAUUGGUGUGCAGAACAUUAAUCACAAGAUUAAGUUGGCCUCGGUGUAUAAGGAGGUAAUGGGCAGUGAGCCCAAAUUUACGAAUUAUACGGACCAUUAUGCUGGGUGUUUGGACUACAUUUGGGUUUCAUCCUCAAUGAUCAUUCCGAUCAAAGUCUCGGUGCUGCCUUCGGAAAGGGAGAUCGAGUCCUGCGGCGAUAUGCGGCUGCCCAAUCCGAGAUAUCCGAGUGAUCAUCUAGCGCUUGAUUGUACGCUUCUCAUCUCUCCACCUCGCUAUAUAUCAUAUCCACGAUCCAUGUUGCGUGUUUGUUGGAAACUAGAAUUUUCUCUAAAGAGUUGUCGAUAA
This is a messenger RNA of Blastocystis hominis, 1470 nucleotides long. RefSeq lists its product as hypothetical. Bases 256 to 1470 code for a protein of 404 amino acids. NCBI's taxonomy places the organism in Eukaryota, Bigyra, Opalinata, Blastocystidae. Gene Ontology annotation, biological process: nuclear-transcribed mRNA poly(A) tail shortening. The transcript has 5 exons. Gene Ontology annotation, molecular function: poly(A)-specific ribonuclease activity. The record is from RefSeq and is a predicted model, not a curated record. Gene Ontology annotation, cellular component: cytoplasm; CCR4-NOT complex; nucleus.